AUGCCGGUGCCACCUCACCGUCCGCGGUCAGAGUCGAAGACUGGUCUGCGGCCAGCGGCAAAGCCUCCCAGUGCCGGUGUGGGCGUCGGCAAAAGCAGCGGUAGAAGUGGCAGCAGAGCGCGCUCGAAUAGCAGAGCUGACCUGCGACCGGAGGUGCCGGAUACACCUGCAGUCCCUACACCUAGCCGCCAAAGUCUCCAGAGUGAGGCAGAGAUUGACGGCGAAGUUGCCCGACUGCGUGCAGAGAAUGAUCGCCUGCGCCAGCUACUGGAGAAGGGUGAUGGUGCUCCCUGGACAUCAGUGUUGUUCCUGGAGCUUGAACGGGAAAGCUAUGAGCAGCAGCGCAUCCUCUGCUUGAAGCGGGAGCUGUGCAUGGCACUUCAGCGGCGACGCAGACUAGAGCAAGCCGUCCGUGCUGGGCAUGCCAGCCUGGAGCGUGCACUUUAUGGUGCGUUGAGUCAAGAGGGGGCAUCCUUGCAGACUCUGGAGCAAGCCUUCGUAGAUGGUACGGCUGCAGCUGAGUCUGAUCUUGCAGAGGAGGCGAUGCUCUUAGACGCAGACGCCGCGCCCAAGCAACCUGGGCGACGUGCCCCAAGCCCAGCACACACACCGAGCUCGGCUUCUGCAGCAGGUCCAGCGAAGGCCACGUCUUCACGAAGACUCUGGGAAGCUGCAGAGAUUUACCAGCUUGAGCAAGCUGUGUUCCAGGCGGCUUCUUCACUGAUGGCCUUUGCGGAGGCCUCCGGCGAAGCCUGGGCCGAUCAGCUGGCUGCUCGACUUCAGACACUGAGCUGGCAGCUGCUCCGAGCCCGGGAGCUCCCUGUCACGAGUGCAGACGUGGAUGCAUCGACUGCUGCAGUUCGCAGAAGGCUUUGGAGAUUCAUGGCUGGCCGUCCACUGGCAAAGUGCAGAGAUCAGCCAUCAGAAGGUGUUCUUUCUGGCCCCGAUAUGGUUGCCACUCCAGUUCGGCUACCACUGUGUUUGCUCCGCGCUCUGCAAGACAUGGUUGAGGUCGCGAGCGGUGAGAAGGAGCUGCGGACAGAGGUGGAGCAAGCAGUUGCGAGCAUGCUGGAGCUGGCGGAUCUAGGCGAUCUAUGGGACCGCAUCAUCGUUCGCUGCACUCCGUCCCAUCCUGUCGCGAAGGUGGCUCGCCCCGCGGCUGCGCUCGCCCCAGCCGGCCUGCGCUUCCACUGCCAGGUGCCGUGUGGAAUUUUCACGGACGAGCUCCGUGUGCAGGCAAUGAUGGAGGAUGCUUCCACGAUCCGCAAGGCCGUGGUGCAAGCCCAGGAGCUCCACAAGGCAGGCGGCUUGCAGGACGUGCACCAGAUGGUGCGCUGGAUUACCACGAAGGAGGAUCACGCCCAGAAGAUCAUGACGACCACAGCCGACUACUUCCUUGCACAGAAGGUUAAGAAGGCAGACCUCAGCGAAGACGACUAUCUCAAGCGACUUGCGCUUCACCAUGAUGUCAUGGUCGCCGCCAUGAAGGCCAAGCAGUCUUCGGAGCUUGGCCCCGUUGACACCUUGGACAAGGCCAUUGAGGCCCUGGCGCCGAUCUACAAGAAGUGA
This is a messenger RNA of Symbiodinium necroappetens, 1569 nucleotides long. Lineage: Eukaryota; Dinophyceae; Suessiales; Symbiodiniaceae. The record is from the annotation of a GenBank genome assembly.